AUGUCCUCGCAAGGGCUCUUCGCCACCAUAACUGACGACCUCUUCGCCGCCUUCCUCGAGUUUGUUGGGACGACUAUCUUCCUCCUCUUUGCCCUUGGUGGCGUGCAAGCGGUCACCGCCGAAGCGCAGUCCACACCGAAUACUGUGUCCAAUAUCGAAAGGAUACUAUACAUCUCCCUAUGCUUCGGUUUUAGCCUUGCAGUGUCUGCGUGGCUGUUCUUCAGAGUCACAGGAGGGUUGUUUAACCCGAACGUUAGCCUGGCGCUGUUCAUAUGUGGGGUGAUCGGUCCAGUGCGAUUCGUGCUGUACUGUAUAGCGCAGCUCGUCGGGAGUAUCGCAGCUGCGGCGCUUGUGCUUGCGCUGACCCCUGGCCCACUGGCUAGCAACACCAUCUUAGGUCCGGGCAUCAAUGCCGCGCAGGGCGUCUUCAUCGAGAUGUUCGUCACCGCUGCCCUCGUACUAUCCGUCCUCAUGCUCGCCGCCGAGAAGCACCAAUCGACGCCCUUCGCACCUCUAGGCAUCGGUCUGACACUCUUCGUCGCUGAGCUCUGGUCUGUAUAUUACACCGGCGGUUCACUCAAUACAGCACGAGCAUUCGGGCCAGCCGUCGUCACCGGGUUUCCCGACGGCCAUCACUGGGUGUACUGGGUCGGCCCGUUCCUCGGGUCUUUGCUUGCUUCCCUAUUCUACGCCAUUCUUAAACAGUGA
Messenger RNA from Gloeophyllum trabeum ATCC 11539, 708 nucleotides. RefSeq names its product aquaporin-like protein. Gene Ontology annotation, cellular component: plasma membrane. Bases 1 to 708 code for a protein of 235 amino acids. The record is from RefSeq and is a predicted model, not a curated record. Gene Ontology annotation, biological process: transmembrane transport. Gene Ontology annotation, molecular function: water channel activity. NCBI's taxonomy places the organism in Eukaryota, Fungi, Basidiomycota, Agaricomycetes, Gloeophyllales, Gloeophyllaceae. The transcript is spliced from 4 exons.